Cordyceps fumosorosea ARSEF 2679 is the source of this 1263-nucleotide messenger RNA. Its product is annotated as Zn(2)-C6 fungal-type DNA-binding domain protein. The transcript is spliced from 3 exons. The record is from RefSeq and is a predicted model, not a curated record. Gene Ontology annotation, molecular function: zinc ion binding; DNA-binding transcription activator activity, RNA polymerase II-specific. Gene Ontology annotation, biological process: regulation of transcription by RNA polymerase II. Lineage: Eukaryota; Fungi; Ascomycota; Sordariomycetes; Hypocreales; Cordycipitaceae. Bases 1 to 1263 code for a protein of 420 amino acids.
AUGGCACAAGAGUCUCGUCGCGACGCGUGUCUAGUUGUCGAGGUGGCUGCACUGAGUUGCGACGAAACGAAGCCGCAGUGCGCAAACUGCCUCGUGGUCGAGCGCACCUGUGAAUACGCGGCAAUACGACGCCGCCAGCCCAGCCAGGCACAGCAGCAACGGGACGCGGCCCGGAGAUCCGCCGUGUCGGACACGCUCCACGCAGAUACGCCUUGUCUAGAGAACGCCCCGACGACCACCGCCAGAGACGCGGCGGCUGCCGGGUUAGCCCCCACGCCGGCGCACACGACCGCCUCCUCGCGAGCAGCAUCGCCCGGACGCGGCCUGGCAUCGGAUCCGGACGCCCCCGUCAACGUCCACCACAUGCGUCUCCUGCUGCACUUCUCCCUCGCCACCGCCGUCCCGGAGCUCCCCGCCCACCUCGCCGCGGAGGGCACCGCGCUCGUGCUGCGCGAGGCCCUGGAGACGCCGUACCUACUACACCAGGUCCUCGCCCUGUCCGCGCGGCACCUCGCGCACCUGCACCCCUCCGAGUUUUCCUUCUACUACGGCCAGGCCAUCAAGUUCCAGACGCGAGCCAUCGAGGGCUUCAGCGCCGCCGCCGCAGAGUCCGUCACCGGCGGCGGCGGGAUGCCGGCGGUGCUCUUCUCGGCGCUGCUGACCCGGCACUCGCUGGUGGACACGCUGCGCGUCCUGCAGGGUGACGGCGGACCCGGGGGUUUCGGCGCGUUCCUGGACGCCUUCGUGCAGUGCGCCCAGCUGCAGCAGGGCACGCGCGCCGUGGUCACGGGCGUCUCGUGGGCGAGCCUGCUCGCCUCCGAACUCGCGCCGUUCAUGCGCUGGGGCGCGGGCCGCGGCCACGGCCAGGAUGCCAAGACGCGCGGCGGCGAGUGCGACCAGCUGCUGCGGCUCAUCGCCAUCACGCCGGGUCUGGAUCCCGUGGAGCGCGAGUCGUGCCGCGCGGCGGCGCACCAUCUGCAACUGGGCUUCGACGACCUGGCCAGCCCGACGCCGGACCGCAACUGCUACCAGAUCCUGUACAGCUGGAAGAUCUACCUGCCGGAGGAGUUCGUGGAGCUGCUGGCGCGGCACAGGCCGGAGGCGGCGGCGAUCAUGGCCUGGUACGCGGCGCUGCUGCACCACGGGCGGCACAUGUGGCAGAUUGGCGACGCCGGCGCGUUCGUGCUGGCCUCCGCGGCGGAGUUCCUGGGCGACGAGUGGUCGCAUUGGCUGGAGUGGCCGCGGUCUGUUAUUGGGAGUUGA